Ilyonectria robusta is the source of this 781-nucleotide messenger RNA. RefSeq lists its product as uncharacterized. Lineage: Eukaryota; Fungi; Ascomycota; Sordariomycetes; Hypocreales; Nectriaceae. The record is from RefSeq and is a predicted model, not a curated record. The coding region runs from base 236 to 700 and encodes 154 amino acids. The transcript has a single exon.
GAGCAUUUAUACCGCCCCGGUCAGAAUGAGAUAGAUGUACAGUGGACAUGGCACCUUGCUUUGAAACAGGAUGUGCUCUUUAAUACGCGCAUCCGAUGUUUGCAUUCAAGACGCGGCUGGAUGGCAGGCGGCACCUGGCGCGCUAGCCGGCAACAGCCCAAUUGCCAGAUCCGAUCGGGGCGGUCCGAGAUUCGGCCGACGCUAAUACGGAACUUCUCCGAGCCAUAAACCUUGAAUGGAGACGGGCAAUUGGGGUCUGCGGCCGAGGAGGGCUGAGAUAGCGGGUGGUUCGCCGAAGCGGCCUGGUAGGAGGGAUUGCUGUCCAGGAUGCACUGGACAACGACUGGUUCGAGGGACUCUUGAGCUGGUUGUUCUUGUUGGUGUUGGUCGGCUCCGAGCUGGGGUUCGAGCUUGGGAGCAGGGAGUCUGGCAACAGCGCCGUUCGACUGCUGGGGACGGAUCAGAGGCUCGGAGAUGUUGGCGAGGGCGCCUGGGUCCUGUCCAAGGCGGCCGUAGCGAAGGCGAAGAUGCCACUCGAGGAGCGCUGUUCGAGUCUCGAGACGGAGGCGGUGCCGUAGGAGUAGACGGUAGGAGGAAGAGCGUUUGGAGGAAGACGGUCCUAGAUGAAGGAGCGUGGGGUGGCAGAUGGGUCCUUGGGAGUAUUAGAGGAGGACAGAAUGGCCAAUGGGAACUCGCUUAACCUAACUGCCCGACACAACGGACACCGCACUACUACCGUUGCAGAUCACAUGACUCUUCUGGCCCUCCAAUUCCACGUCCC